Messenger RNA from Aplysia californica (California sea hare), 1388 nucleotides. Its product is annotated as COP9 signalosome complex subunit 6. Gene Ontology annotation, biological process: protein deneddylation. Lineage: Eukaryota; Metazoa; Mollusca; Gastropoda; Aplysiida; Aplysiidae. The coding region runs from base 273 to 1205 and encodes 310 amino acids. The transcript has 10 exons. The record is from RefSeq and is a predicted model, not a curated record. Gene Ontology annotation, cellular component: COP9 signalosome. Gene Ontology annotation, molecular function: protein binding; metallopeptidase activity.
UUAGAAAAUAUUCCCCUGGCUGGCCUGGCUUGCUUUGGCUGUGGACCCUGAAGCCCUGAAGUGACCUGAAGUGGCCACUGGUACUUGGAUCAGUGUGUCUGAAAAGUAGAAUUUUGCUUUAAAUGAUCAGUGGCGUACAGAGAGAUCUGGUUGUAGUGCAAAUCAAGCUUAUUGUUACUUUAUUCUUUAGGACCUUUGAUUUAGAUCUAGAAAUCUAGACUAGAUUUAUAAGUAUUUAUAGGCCUAAGUAAAGCUCGCCUCACUCUCAAACAAUGGCGACUCAGAUGGAAAUAGAUGUACCAAAUGCAGGGGUUAUGGCAUCGCCUGGAACCACGGGUAGUGUCACGGUUGCCCUUCACCCUCUUGUCAUCAUGAAUAUCUCUGAGCAUUGGACAAGAGUUAAAGCUCAGGAAGGAAAACCAACCCAAGUUUUGGGUGCAGUCAUUGGUCAACAGAAAGGGCGAAAGAUUGAAAUCAUGAACUCAAUUGAACUUUUGUUUGAUGAGGUGAAUGGUGAUGUUGUGAUUGACAUGGAAUACUACAACUUGAAAGAAGGCCAGUUCAAGCAAGUUUUCAGUGAGAUGGACUUCUUGGGAUGGUAUUCCACAGGGGAUGGACCAACAGAUUCAGACAUCAAGAUUCACAAACAGUUUUUCUCGAUCAAUGAGAGCCCGGUGUUCCUACAGCUCAAUCCCCAAGCCAGGACAUCUGACUUGCCGAUUUCAUUAUAUGAAUCUGUGAUUGACUUACUCAAGGGAGAGGCGACAGUUCUGUUUGUGGACAUUCCUUACACUCUGGCCACAGAAGAGGCGGAGAGGAUAGGUGUGGAUCACGUGGCCCGCAUGUCCACCGCUGACACUGGUGACAGCUCUACAGCGGAGCACCUAGUGGCCCAGCACAGCUCUAUCAAGAUGCUGCACAAUCGCAUCAAGGUGAUCCUGGCCUACAUACAGGCUGCUCAGAAAGAUGAAGUUGCCAAGAACCACGACAUCCUAAGAGAGGCUUACAGUCUUUGCUACCGUCUACCUGUCCUGAACUCUCAAAGAUUUGGCGAGGAUUAUUACACGCAAUGCAACGACGUGUGCCUUAUGGCAUACCUAGGGGCGAUGACCAAAGGCAGCAAUACCAUGAACCAGUUUCUUAACAAGUUCAAUGUGUUGUACGACAAAGGAAUGGGCCGGAGAGUGAGAGGACUAUUUUUCUGAUGGACCUUGCGGACUUUAUAUAUAAUAUGCUAUUGUGUUUUUGAAUCUUUGAAUCUGUGUACAAAUCUGUGUACAUAUCUCGCUACUGAAGUUGUGGGAGGGGAGUUUGUUUUGUUUUCACCUAUUUUUCAUGACCUGAGAGGUUAAAUUGAAUAAAUUGUGUUUCAUGUGAACAUUUUGAGA